This is a messenger RNA of Pyricularia grisea, 1982 nucleotides long. RefSeq lists its product as uncharacterized. The coding region runs from base 365 to 1912 and encodes 515 amino acids. Gene Ontology annotation, cellular component: membrane. Gene Ontology annotation, biological process: transmembrane transport. Lineage: Eukaryota; Fungi; Ascomycota; Sordariomycetes; Magnaporthales; Pyriculariaceae. The record is from RefSeq and is a predicted model, not a curated record. The transcript has 4 exons. Gene Ontology annotation, molecular function: transmembrane transporter activity.
CUUAGUCAAAUAUGCUACCAGACUAACUAACUCGAGAAAACUUGAUCUGUAGUAAGGCAGGAGCUUUUUGUUACUUCCUCGCACCUUAUGCCUAGAAUAAUCUACAUCUUGAGGGAGACUGCUUUCCAAAAAAAAAACCUACCCUCCCGAGACCCAAUUCACUGGUUGACUGGGUCCAGUCUUCCCCGAUCGCAGGCAGCGAGAUCAAAUUCUCGGGUUUCCAUUGUGCGACACCCCCGGCAUUUUCUGUCAAUAACACGCGACACUCGCGCCAACGACACAUAGGGCAAACAAAACUUGUAAGCCAAGGGGACCUGCAGAAGUGCCAAUCCACAAUAGUGGUUGGUGGCUCCCGUACGCAAACAUGUCGAGCAUCGACAAGGAUACAAUCAUUGAGCCCAGCCAGCAGCACCUCGAUGGUUCGAACAAGUACAAGGACUCGGAUGGUGGCAGAAUACAAGAGUCUCAGUCGCAUAUUACAGAGCCCGAUUCUGCCGAGCUAAGAGACCAUGCAGAUGACCAAGAUGGAGGAUUUACACGGUCUCGCAUCAGCAUCGGCGCAGCAAUCCACGAUGGCCGUCCUACAACGGCCCCGGAUGGAUCAACCGUUUUCUACAAGGUCUACAAGCGCAGAUGGUUCGGUGUUAUCCAGUUGACACUCUUGAAUGUCAUUACUAGUUGGGAUUGGCUCACCUUUGCGCCCAUCCCAGCAAGCUCGGCAGCUUACUUUCAGGUCACCGAGUCCGAGAUCAACUGGUACAGUACAGCAACGUUACUGUGCAUCGCAGCAUCUGCGCCAAUGGUAAUCUACACCCUUCGCAAUGGGCCGAAGCCUGCCAUAUUCGCAGCAUCCGCACUGGUUCUCGCCGGGAACUGGAUUCGCUAUGGCGGGUCCCGCGCUUCGUCUGGUUCGUACGGCGUCGUUAUGUUCGGUCAAAUCCUAUGCGCCAUUGCACAGGCUCUUGUCUUGGCCUCGCCGGCCCGCUACUCAGAUCUCUGGUUCACCGAUAGGGGCCGCGUGGCCGCGACCGCCCUCAUGUCACUCGCCAAUGCCCUGGGCGCUGCUUUGGGUAGCUUGAUCAUUCCUUUCAUGGUCGAAAAACCAGAGGACGUGCCGGACAUGCUUCUCUGGGUCUCCAUCAUUGCAACUGUAUUUUCGAUUACCGGUUUUUUCGUCCCUGCCGCGCCCCCGACUCCCGUUGCAGCCUCGAGCGAAACGCCCAAGGAGGGGCUAAUCUCUUCGCUGCGGAUCGUGUCGAGCUCCCCUGAGGCCUGGAUGAUCAUGAUCCCAUUCGCCGUCUACGUGGGAUUGUUCGACGCCAUAUCGUCCCUCCUGGCCCAGAUGAUGGUGCCGCAUGGUUACUCGGAGGACGAAUCGGGAAUCGGCGCCGCGGUGCUCAUCGUCGUCGGCCUGGUCGCGGCCGCCAUCUCCAGCCCCAUAAUCGACCGCACCAAGGCCUUUGUGCUGAGCAUCAAAAUCUUCAUCCCCUUCAUCGCCCUGUCCUACCUCGUCUUCAUCUGGAUGCCUGAGACGCAUUCCGAGGGGGGCGUCGCCGGUCCGUACGUCGUCCUCGCCGUCCUGGGCGCCACAUCCUUCGCCCUGCUCCCCGUCGCCCUCGAGCUGCUCGUCGAGUUCACGCACCCCAUCAGCCCAGAGGUCACUUCCACCUUUGCCUGGGCCGGUGGCCAGCUGCUCGGUGGCUGCUUCAUCCUGAUCGGCGACGCUCUCAAGGAGGGGCCCGAAGGGAACCCGCCGGGUAACAUGAAACCCAUGUUGAUCUUCCAGGCCGUCGUCGCCCUGGUCGGUGCCAUCCCGCCGCUGUGUUUGGGAUUUUUCGGAAGAGGCGACAAGAUCAAGCUGAGGAGAGUUGCGUCCGAUGUGCGGACGAGGCAAGAGGAUGCGACGGCGUGAGUUGUUCGUGGGAUCUCUUUUGUUAUUAUAGUCGCCAUUUUUGCCGUUGAAUUUAGAGUUUGGAAAAAGA